GUGGCUGCAGUGGGAAUGGGCGUGGUCAGGGUAUUUUCCUCCGCUGGCUGACAUUCUCGUCAUUCCUCUCCACGGUCACAGCGCGAGCGACUCGACGAGAAAUACAUCGUGAUUUUACCCUUUUUAAAAAGUCCGUUUGGAUAUUAACCAGUUCCCGGGAUCAAGAUGUUCUACACGUGUGGACCCAAUGAAGCCAUGGUGGUGUCUGGCUUUGGCCGAUCUCCACCUCUGAUGAUUGCUGGAGGACGAGUGUUUGUCCUCCCGUGUAUUCAGCAGAUCCAGAGAAUCACACUCAACACCCUGACUCUGAAUGUGAAGAGUGACAAAGUCUACACCCGCCAUGGUGUCCCCAUCUCUGUCACUGGCAUUGCACAGGUGAAGAUCCAGGGCCAGAACAAGGAGAUGUUGGCCACCGCCUGUCAAAUGUUUAUGGGGAAGUCUGAGGGGGAGAUCGCCAAUAUUGCACUCGAAACAUUGGAGGGACACCAGAGAGCCAUUAUUGCUCAUCUGACUGUUGAGGAGAUCUACCAGGACCGUAAGAAGUUCUCCGAGCAGGUCUUUAAGGUGGCCUCCUCUGACUUGGUCAACAUGGGAAUCGGUGUUGUCAGCUACACACUCAAAGAUGUUCAUGAUGAUCAGGACUACCUUCACUCCCUGGGUAAAGCCAGAACAGCCCAGGUGCAGAAGGAUGCCAGGAUUGGAGAGGCUCAGUACAAACGUGAUGCUGUCAUGAGGGAGGCUAAUGCCAUGCAAGAGAAGGUGUCUGCUCAGUUAAAGAACGACAUUCAGAUGGCAAAAUCCCAGAGAGACUUUGAGCUGAAGAAGGCAGACUAUGACGUCGAGGUCAACACCAAGAAGGCUGAGUCAGAAAUGGCCUAUCAGCUUCAGGUGGCCAAGACAAAGCAGCGCAUCGAGGAGGAGAAGAUGCAGAUUCAGGUGGUGGAGCGGACACAGCAGAUUACUCUGCAGGUUCAGGAGAUCAUCCGCAAGGAGAAGGAGCUGGAGGCCCAAGUCAAGAAGCCGGCAGAAGCAGAGAAAUACCGACUGGAGAGGCUGGCGGAGGCAAUGCGCCUGCAGCUCAUCAUGGAGGCUGAGGCCGAGGCUGAGUCCAUCAGAAUGAAGGGUGAUGCUGAGGCUUUUGCCAUCGAGGCUAAGGGUCGUGCUGAGGCGGAGCAGAUGACCAAGAAGGCCGAGGCCUUCAAGCAGUACCAAGAUGGAGCCAUGGUGGACAUGCUGCUGGAGAAACUGCCACUGAUGGCAGAAGAGAUCAGCAGGCCCCUGUGUGAGGCGCAGAAGAUCACCAUGGUGUCCAGCGGCGGCUCCGAGGUGGGAGCAGCCAAACUGGCUGGAGAGGUGCUGGAUAUCAUGACCAGGCUGCCGGCCGCUAUAGAGAAACUCACUGGAAUCGACAUCUCCCAGGCUGGAGUCCAGUCCACCCGCGUGCGUUAAGAACACAGGGAGAGUCGAAGUAAUCGGGAAGAGGCGUCACCGUUAUUCAGACCAGGAGCUUCACGACCUGUCUGAUCGUCUGAAUACAUGCAUGUGUUUCACUUGUGUCUCUUUUGCUGGUUCCUCCUUUAUCUACUCGUGAUGGGUUUUUAGUUCCUCCCCUCUGUGGUUCAUUUUCCUUUUCCUGGUCUGAGUUGUCGUUUGUUCUGCUGAUUACAGCAAAAGCAGCUUCAGGGGUUUGGAUUAUCGAUGAAGCUGCUUUGUUUGCCCAGAGGAGAGAAAAGCCUCAGCCCUCUUUAGUCAGUGUUAGUCCAAAUAGAAGUUCCUGUCUUUGUCUUUUGAUACUUGACUUUCAGAAUAAGUUCUUACUGCAUUCAGACUCAUUUAUCCCUGCACUGGGACGGAGUCAACAAACUCUUGGUCUUUCUUUUUUCUUUUUAACUUUUUAAUGUGAAACAGGUUUAUUUUCUCGGUGCCUUUCAAUUCACUAAAUGCUGCUGAGCUCAUUUUUAUCACAGCAUGACCUCAUAAUAUUGUCAAAGGUCGUAUUGUUACAGUCAGUGUAGUUUUAACUUUGUUUUGUGUUUAUUAUAAAAAGUCCGACAGGGCUGGGGAAGUCUUUGUGGUAACUGACUUCUUAACUGGGCCCAAAGUCAUAUCAGUUGUCAUGUGAGUGGAAGGAUUUAGUUUUUUGGGGGGGGGAAGAGAAGUGGUUGAUGGAAACGAGAUAUUGAGGUUUCCUGUGAAAAGCAACGAAAGUACGUUCCAGUGGAAAAUUUUCUUGUGACACUAUAUCUUUGCUGCAGUGUCUUCUCUUGUGUUGAUCAUCAUAUGACGAGAGUAAAAACACACCAUUACUUACUAACCAAUUAACCCAAUUGCUUGCUGCCUGUAGUUUGAAAUGACACACAGGAGAUAGUAUGAUUUAUCUGUGGUAGUGAUUUUUAUAUUACACUGAUGCUGGGUUUGGAGGAUCUUGGCUGGUUUUAUGUCUCUUUGCUGAGGGGGGUAUUGAAUCACAGCCUCUGAUUGGGGGCUGACUUCUUUCUUUUUCCUCAGAUGUCUUUGUAUCUGUCCAAAGUUUUCCAGCUACCAAGCCUUAUGCAUUUUGUUACCCUCAAGUGCCUGUUGAAAACUCCCCAACAGCCAAGUCAAGUUGGCUUCUCCAGUAAUGCCUAUUACACCUCUGUCAGGGAAAACUUCAGAUUACUAACCAUAAGCCAUGAGCCAUCACGGCUGUAGACGAAAGCCAAAUCAGUUGAUACUGCUUUUGUAGGUUCUUGUGACUAAUCUUUGUCUUUAACAAACUGUUGUUGCAUGUUUGUCUCUUAAAUUGAUAUAAGGAGUUAGUAAUUAUAUAGUGUGGAAGUCAGAUGCUAGUGUCAAAUAUUAAAAGAUGUAGUUAAUGUUCUAUGAUACCGAAGAAGACAAUAAAAUAUGAUUUAAUCACA
Messenger RNA from Hippoglossus stenolepis (Pacific halibut), 2900 nucleotides. It is a transcript of the gene flot1b, whose product is annotated as flotillin 1b. NCBI's taxonomy places the organism in Eukaryota, Metazoa, Chordata, Actinopteri, Pleuronectiformes, Pleuronectidae. Gene Ontology annotation, cellular component: plasma membrane. Gene Ontology annotation, biological process: protein kinase C signaling; regulation of receptor internalization; protein localization to plasma membrane. The record is from RefSeq and is a predicted model, not a curated record. The coding region runs from base 166 to 1449 and encodes 427 amino acids. The transcript has 13 exons.